Molecule: messenger RNA, 1316 nt
Organism: Babesia bovis T2Bo
Lineage: Eukaryota; Apicomplexa; Aconoidasida; Piroplasmida; Babesiidae
Exons: 1
Coding region: 339-1301 (320 amino acids)
Cellular component (GO): histone acetyltransferase complex
Source: RefSeq, a predicted model, not a curated record
GGUAAUAACCAGAUCAGGCCACACCUUUGCAAUGUUUUAAGAGUAAAAUAAAGCUACCAAACGGGGCGUCAAACCCCGGGAAAUGUGUGAUAUACCCGUGACAUGUGAGGCUUAACUGCGCACAAUAGCCUAAUUCGUCGAAUAAACCGAAAGGUGCUCUAAUAGCGCCCUUGGCAAGACGGAGACUGUCCGGGGGAACUAGCUACCCCGGCUACAGUCUGUAACAAAUUGUUAAAACGCUGAUGUGCGACCCUAACUUGUGGACGCACACAAAACCAUGCCCUGUGAUCACCAAACACCGGUCACUCACGGCACACACUGUCUAGGAUUGCCGAGUAAUGUCGGCAUCGCCUAGUACACUACUCUUACGCGGUGAGCGUACUGGAUACGGUGACGCUGCCGCCGUGCAGGAGUACUCAGGAAGAGAACAACGUAGACAACCCUUUUCUCGCCAAAAAAGAGAGUUGACGGUCAACGACGCCACUGUCACACCAAUAUUGACCAAGGCCAACAGAAAAAACAGUGUAACAAGAGAUAAUAACCGUGUUGAUUCGAAAUCGGAAUUGGUGUCGACGUCAUCACAGCGUUGCCCUAACAGAGGGGCCACAAAGGCCCCUCGAAAACGUACUGCACGUGGAAAAGGAUCAGAACAAGAUGCUAGUGAUGGUGGUGAAGCUACGUCAGACCUAUCACGCUCCAGCAGUAAAACGGAGGAUAACGUAGAACCAGAAAAGAAGAACAUAGAUAACAACUCCUCAAACAAACGUGCAAGUAGGCCUUCAACAGACACUUCUAAAGGCGACACAGAAGGAAGUGCUCAUCGCAAACCCACUUUAAUUGAUUCAACAUUACUAGAUGAGGCGUUGAACGCCGAGGAUAUCGCAAAGGCGCAGUCGGACCUCCAGGAUAUUGACUCGCUCUCCCAAUCAGCGUAUAGUGUCACCGUAUUCCCCGAUGAUGAUGAACGCCGACGUCGGAAACGUAAAUGUUCUCGACUUCAGGAUACCAUUGUCAAGGUACUUAACAAGACACGAGCUGAUGUGACACAUCUGGAUGACAAAAUUGCCACGCUAGAAGCCCAGUACUUCACACAUCCAGAAGAUACAACAGGCCUUAUUAAAGGCUGGGAGAGCGGCCUUCUUGCUGGAUUCUAUCCGUCAACGCAAAAUAACAAGGCACGUAAAAACGCGCCCCCUAAGGCCAAACUUGUGCUAGGGAAGGCGAUGCCCCUCAUCAACGAACACAUCUUUUCACUCACAAGCUCCACGUGCAGCGUUUCAAAGAAGUUCUUUGAAAAUUAGGGCAAAUCUCCUAAC